Penicillium longicatenatum is the source of this 1290-nucleotide messenger RNA. Its product is annotated as putative aminotransferase. The transcript has a single exon. Bases 1 to 1290 code for a protein of 429 amino acids. Gene Ontology annotation, biological process: amino acid metabolic process; biosynthetic process. NCBI's taxonomy places the organism in Eukaryota, Fungi, Ascomycota, Eurotiomycetes, Eurotiales, Aspergillaceae. Gene Ontology annotation, molecular function: transaminase activity; pyridoxal phosphate binding. The record is from RefSeq and is a predicted model, not a curated record.
AUGGACCUCAUCUCCCGCCGAGCACAGAGUGCCUCACAAGCUGGAUGCACGAACACAAUGUGGGAUGUAAUGAACGACACCUGGAACCCAAGCAUAAGCCCGAACGGAUACGUCAACGUUGGGGUAGCUGAGAACGGUCUCAUGCACGACGAGCUUCUGAAAUUUAUCAACGCCAAGCUAGAGAUUCCGGCAAGAUACCUCACUUACAACGAUGGAGGAGGCGGAUCAACUAGAUUAAGAACAGCCAUGGCCAACUUUCUCAAUAAACACUUCAACCCCGCUAUCCCACUUGAUUUGAAUCAUUUGGUCAUCACCAACGGCGUUUCACCGGCUAUUGAGCAUGUUUCUUGGGUUUUCGCUGAUCCCGGCGAAGGGAUCUUGUUAGGAAGACCUUACUAUGGAACUUUCAUUCCUGAUAUCAGUCAGAGGCCCGGAACGACAGUCGUCCCUGUCAGUUUCGGGGAUUGUAGUCCCUUCAGCUUGGAGGCUGUGGACAAGUAUGAAGAAGCGUUGUUGAAUUUCCAAGAAUCCACUGGGAAGAAAGUUCGCGGGUUGAUGCUGUGUCAUCCACAUAACCCGCUCGGGCGCUGCUAUCCACGUCCAGUCUUGAUCGCUUUAAUGCGUCUCUGCCAGAAACACCAGAUACAUUUGAUUAGCGAUGAGAUUUACGCGUUGUCUGUUUGGGAGAACACAGUCGAUGAAAGCCCGGCGCCGGUGAAAUUCCAAUCUGUUUUGUCUAUUCCACUAGACGGGAUUAUUGAUCCACGCUUGGUGCAUGUUUUGUGGGGCAUGAGCAAGGACUUUGGCGCAAAUGGAAUUCGGCUGGGUACAAUAAUUUCCCAGGCGAAUGACGGCCUUCAUGAGGCGUUGAAAGGGAUUUCUUUGUACUCGUUCCCAUCCGGGAUCACUGAUCAUUUGACGUCUUUGCUCCUGGAAGAUGAGGAGUUUACUGAGGCUUAUAUUCAGGAGAACCAGAAGAGGUUGUCAGAGGCUUAUGCGUUUGUGACGAGAGUUUUGAAGAGAUGUGAUAUUGAAUAUGCGCCUGGGGGCAAUGCUGCUUUCUUUUUGUGGGUUGAUUUAGGGAAGAAGUAUAAAGAGCUUCGACCUCAGAAAUCGGGGGAUGAUGUAGGAGAAGAGAUUAUGCAGCGCCUGUUAAAGCAUAAAGUGUUUCUAGCUAGUGGUGCAUUGUUUGGUUCAGAGAAGGAUGCGUGGUUUAGGAUUGUCUUUUCACAUCCUCGAAUUUACUUGGAGGAGGCUCUUGGUAGGAUUGUCAAAGCACUGGAGAAUUGA